Messenger RNA from Serinus canaria (Common canary), 3644 nucleotides. It is a transcript of the gene OGN, whose product is annotated as osteoglycin. Lineage: Eukaryota; Metazoa; Chordata; Aves; Passeriformes; Fringillidae. The transcript has 7 exons. Gene Ontology annotation, molecular function: protein binding. Bases 408 to 1289 code for a protein of 293 amino acids. The record is from RefSeq and is a predicted model, not a curated record.
ACAUAUGAAGAGCAAAGCAGAAAGCUGCCAUUUUAACAAGGAACACCAAAAGUAGGAUGAGCUACACAGGCUUAGCAUUUGCAAAUGUUAUGCAAAGCACAACCCCCUGCUCCAGGAUAUUACCUCUCACCCUGGGAGAGAAUGCUGGCAAAGCGUUUUUACCCCAUGGAAAGCACUUUUCAGACUGUCAAACUUUGAGAGAGUAUUCAGUUCAACAAUCUGGAUGUAAUGCAUAACUUGAACCUAAAGAACACUGACAAAAGAGUAACUAUAGAUCAGGACAUCUGGUUUUUCAGUGAAGAGCUUGGAAUCUGCUGAAAAGUCCUAAAGAAAGUGUUCUCCAGAGUCCAGGCACGAGCAGAUCUUCACCAGCUCACUGAGAGCCACAUACAUCAUUCUGGGCAAGAAUGGAGACUUUACAGGCUACAUUUUUUUUCUUUGUGUUUGUACCUUUGGUAAACCCAGCACCACCUCUACAGCAAGAAUCACUCCAGUUCUAUGAGUAUGGUACAGAUGUUUCCAUGGGAAGCCUGACCCAACAAGAUUAUGAAAUGCAGUCCAAGGAUAUAAGAAAGGAUGGAACAAAUGUUUCUCUUGACACUUCCCUAAUGCUGCAAAGUGAUGACAGCCAACUCGAUGUCCCACCAACAAAGGACACAAACCUGCCCACGUGUUUGCUGUGCGUGUGCCUGAGCGGCUCCGUGUACUGUGAGGAGAUUGACAUCGAGGCCGUGCCCCCCCUGCCCAAGGAAACCGCUUAUCUCUACGCUCGCUUCAACAAGAUCAAAAGGAUUGCAGCCUCAGACUUCGCUGACAUUACUACCUUAAGAAGAAUUGAUUUUAGUGGAAAUAGGAUAGAAGAAAUAGAAGAUGGAGCCUUUUCAAAACUUCUGCUGUUGGAAGAACUUUCUCUUGCUGAAAAUCGACUUGUAAAACUUCCUGUUCUACCUCCCAAGCUAACAACAUUUAAUGCAAAUCAAAACAGAAUCAAGAGCAGAGGAAUCAAAGCAAAUGCUUUCAAGAAGCUCACAAAUUUGGCCUACCUCUACUUAGGACACAACGCACUGGAAUCUGUCCCCCUGAACUUACCGGAGAGCCUGCGCAUUCUUCACCUUCAGUACAACAACAUCACCACCAUCACGGAUGACACGUUCUGCAAGUCCAACAACACGCGCUACAUCCGCACGCGGAUGGACGAGAUAAGGAUGGAGGGCAACCCCAUCGUCCUGGCCAAGCACGUCAACGCCUUCUCCUGCCUGAGGAUGCUGCCCGUGGGAACGUACUACUAGCCCUGCUCGUGCCAGACCCAGGCAUCUAACAAGGAUCACUUCUUCCUCUGUUUACAAGUUCAUAUCCUCUCCCUUACUAAUGCUCUUUUCCCUGCAUACCCAGGACCUUCUGCUAUGUUGCACCGUUCUCCUCUGAAAUAACCAUUUCAAACCAGUUACUUUAGUAAUUAUGGUGUCCCUCAUGCUUUCAGAAUCUUUUCUGUUAAUGAAAGUGUAAAAAUAUAUAUACAUGCACACACAUUAUCUAAACUUUUAAUUUACCACAUACUCUUUAGAUAAAAAUCACACAAAACUGCUUAUUCUCAUUUUUUACCAGCACUCAGAACAACCACCACACUUUACUUUCAGAUAAAUGCAAAAUUUUCUUGAAACAAACCAAAGAGGAAAAAUACUUCUGAAUUCUAAUCCCACUCUUUUCAUCUGGAGUGAAAUCUUUUCAGUUGACCUUCAAAAGUGUAUUGGAUGAAGAUGCAGAUGAGAGAAAGUUACGUUUAGAAACCAAACUUCUCAAAGCUUAAAUUCAUUAACAUUUCUUUACCACAAAAACUUGAUUAGUGGUAAAUGAGAAUAGCUCCUAUUUAGGUUUAGUACACCGAGCAAUAUAGCAACUGGAACUUUGCAAAGAUGUUUUAGAUUUCCUUUACUAUUCUGCUUUGAAAAUAACAUGUGUUUUCUUUUUACACAAUGUAUUUUAAAGUGAAAUAUAUAUGUUUUGCUGAGCUGUUCUCACAAGAACUGUUUUUGCAACACCAGCUUCCUAUUUUAAAAGAACAGUCUACAUACAGCAUAACAGACUGAAAUGCUUUUGUUAUUAACUAAUGAUGCAGACCAAGCCCUGGUUCCACAGCUUCUCCUGACAGGAAAUGUGACAAUAUAGUUAAAAGCAAAGCUGAAUUUGUGUGUUUACCUGUAAAUAAGUAUGAUUUCAUCUAGAUGUCAGAGCAAAGAAAGAGAAUUACCCUUCUGCAACAAUACUUCUGAUCAUUAGGGAAAAAUCAAAUCAGACUUGGAAGUUACAAAGAAAAGUUGAUUCCAUCAUUAACCUGAAAUCAGAGGUAACUUCAACCAUUUCACUCAACAACUUGAACCCCUGCAGUGUAUUAAAAACACAAAUUGACAGGCCUUGACACUCAGCUCAUCUAGGUCUGGCCAUCACUGAUAAAGGGCACAAUGUUUUAAAUUCCUCAACUGUACAGUUCUGACAUCCAGUUUCUCCCUUCCAAUACCUACCACAGGUGCAAAGCCUCCAGACAAAUGAAUGCCAAAGGUGUGCUAGUUAUUAUUACCACAUCCACUUUGUACUAAUUUUGAAGCUAGUAUAGAUUCCUAAUUAGUAGAAAUAGUUAAGCAUCAAAUGCAUGAUGAUGUAUCACUACAUCUAAAGUAUUGAUUUUACAAAAUAUUUUGUAUUAGUUUUAUUUAUCUUAUUUAGCUAAGCCUUAAUUUGUUAGUGCUUGUGCUAUGGGGAAUUGAUGGCACUUAAUUCUGAACAUAUUUUUUGCCCUGAACCCGUUACCCAAGAAAAACAGCAGCCCCCAAUAUUUUCCAUUUUAAGUUAUUUAGUGUAACAAGAAGGAAAUUCCAUUGUCUUAAUUAAGAACAAAACCAGGUCCAGCAGAAAUACUUGGUUUUCAUUUUUCCACAUAAAUCAUAAAACUUUGAUGUUCCCAGGUCUUUAUCAAAACAUAACAAACAACUUCAAAGCAUGUAAAAAUACAUUCCAAUGUCAAGCCAAAUUUCUAUUUGGAAAAAAUUAAACCCAUCAAUUCUCUCCCAUCUCUUGUGAUAAAUGCCCAAGAUGGAAAAAACACAGCUGUAAGUGUAAUAAUGUUACAUAAGCAGCAGCCUCUGACCUUAUUCUCAUCACAAAUCACUGCUACUAAAACUCUUUUCGUAAAUCACCAAAAAUAAAUACCAGUAAAUAUCACCAAAAAUGUGUAUACACAAAUAAAUGCAUAGUUUUGUAAUAUAUACACACAUAAACAGUCUAAGACCUACCUACUACCACACAAUUAAUUUUACAUUAAAAUGUUGUAUAUAUUUUUGAAAUGUACUAAUUAUCAUCAGUAACACUAAUUAAUGCUCUUAACACUUUGUGAGCAAACCAAAGUAGACAAUUGGUACCUUCUGAAUGUCUCAUGCAGGCACCAAGUUCUCUGAUGUGUUUUACUUUAUUUUCCCCAUUCACAGCAAGUUAAUCAAAACACAAAGUGAGAAAGGCUUCAGAGUAGGGAAGAUUUCCACCUCCUAUUUCUGUGACCAGUACUAAUAUCAAGCUGAAUGUAAACCAUUUUAUUUUUUCCUAUCAUUUCUGUUCUGAAUUUCCAAUAAAACUUGAAUUUUUGUUCUUGUUUA